UAAAUAAAGUACACCAGUGCAGUAUUAUCGCAUUAUCUAUCAACAGAACGGGUCAUACGACUUCACUGCACCAGGGCAGAGCAAAGUCUAGAUCAACAUUACAACUACCCGACUGGAGUCAGUUGUUACUUGCGCAAGGGUGUGCUUUAGCGGAGACACGCUUUAGAGAGGGACCUCUCCGCACAGGAAGUAUAUUAAUAUCAUAUAAUAAUCUACAGACGUACGUGCUUGAAGAAUGACUACUGACAAUAUUUAGGUGGUUGGUGAAGGAUCAUAUGUCAUGGCGUCUAAGGCUAGAGUUCUCCAUUGUUGUGUUUGUAAGAAGCCAUACAAAUACAAAGGUGCAGAUCCAUACCUCCUUCCGUGUUUGCAUUCAGCCUGUGCUGAGUGUAUUGGCGCUAAAGGUAAGGCAAUAACAUGCUUGUUCUGCCGAGAGUCAUUUGACAAAGGGAAAUUCAUUUUCCUAAAUGAUGCUAUCACUCAAGCAGAAACCCUUGCUUCUACUCUUCAAUAUAAGCCUUCGGAGAUCAAAUGCACCAACAAGGACCAUAAUUUGGAUGCAGUAUCGUGGUGCAAAGAAUGCGAGUCCUUCUUCUGUCUUUCAUGUCAAGCUGCACACAGCCAGGUAAAGAGUUCCAGCACACAUAGGAUGGUGUCCCUGAAGGAUAUGGUGGCAGCGGAUUUGCAGUCACUGAAGUCGUUUUGUCCAGACCACGAAUCCUACGCUUUGGAUCUUUACGAUGAAACGUGUGAGAUCCUCAUUUGUUCAAAAUGUGCUCGGUCCAAUCACAAGCACUGUCAGAGUGAGGAGUUGGAUGAUGUUGUUGCUGCUGUGAAGAAAGAAACAGAAGAAGAUAAGAUGAAAUUAGCAACCAAAUUGCAAAACGUCAAAAGUUUGAUCGACGAAUCAAACGAAAAACAGGAGAUGAUGAGGAAAAGGCACAGCACAUUGAAGGAUUUGUUGACAAGCAGAUUCAACAGCUUACGUGACUUGAUAACAAGACGAGAAGCGGAAGUGACGAAAGCCCUGGAGUUUAGACAUUUGUCUGAGAUGGAUGAGGCUGGGAGGGUCAGCAGCAAACUGAAGCAGAUGUUCAGUAUAUGCGACAAUACCCAUAGUUACACAGGGAAACUACUUGAGCUUGGUAACAAGAGCGAUAUGCUGAUGUUGAAGGAGCCUGUUAAGUUCAGGACUGAAAUGGCUUUAUCUGAGGGGGCAGAAGUGUUUGACUUUGUCCCUGUGCAUGUAACAUUUUCAAAGGAAAACAUACACGCUCUUAAAAAUAUUCUACAAACCGUGUGCGACAUUGAGACAACAGAGGGGGAUGAUGGAAGUUUCCUCAAUCUAUAUGCCAAUUUUGAGGGAUCUCCUGAGAAAGAUGUUCCAGGCAUUGCAGAUGAUGAUCAAAAAGGCGAUGCCAGACAUGUGAAAGCUGAAAGGGAGCCCAUUGACGUGGACCCGGACAACGACAACGGAAACAAAGAAGUAGGCAACGAAGAAAACGAACAGGGCACUGGAGCAGAGCUUAUCGAUGACACUGGCCCUUUAUCAUACCCUGCUUUGAAGUUCGACAUGGAAAGAAUCAACAUCAACAAGGUCCACGUCAAUAACAAAGGCUUCUUGGUCAAUACUACAGUUUCUCCAGAAAGGAAACUAAGAAAGUACGUAGGGACGACAGCUGGGACACCUCUCCCCAAAAACAAAUUCAGCUAUUGGGAGGUACAAUCAGACUUUGACAUGGCUUCUAAAAUGCACCAACGUGGCUUACUUAUGGAAAUAGGCGUGGCUACAGGAGCAUCAUUGGACAACAACUAUUGCAUGAGUGGUCAGGUGGGAUCCAGGUGCCUCGCUAUCGCGCACUGCUCUGCACACGAUGGAGUCUGUGCGAAGGUCUGGAGCAAUGGCCAGAAGUUGAGAUGCUAUGAAAACGUUUUGUCCACCGGUUCAGGAACAUCUGAGACACUACGACAUGGGCUUCUGUAUGACGGUACAAGGAACAUCCUUACUGUAUUUGACCUCAACAACGUGGUUCAGCUUGUAGCUCUGGGCGAAGGUGAACUGGACGAUGAUCAAUGGCCAGUGUUUGGGGCAUACAAUUCGUCCCUUGCUGCUGUUCAAAUGAAGCUGGUAUCAGGAAGCGAAAUAGAGAUGUUCAAUUCAAAGACAAAAAUGCUGAAAGGAGUAUUGAAUUCUGUUCUUUAAGUAAAUAGCAAAAGCUAUUCUGGCUGAACAUGCGUGUUUGCAAAAACAUACAAUUAUUUCCUCUUUUUGGGGUGACUGAUCACAUCACUAACCUACUGUAUACACAUAUAUUUGGAAAGUAUUUUGUAUCUGCCCAAAUGAAUGUAUUUCAGCUUUCUUGAUACCAAUGUGGUUGUUCUAGACAUUGGGCAAGGCAGCUACGUUGUCAGCAGAUUCGCCAGGUAUUUGGAUGAGAUGUGUUUGAAACCACGACCUGUGCUUGUGUAUUUUAUUACAAAUGUUUCGUCAUUGGCCAUUAGAUUUGCAAACUGCGAGGAUCUACUAGUUAAUUAUAAGUGAACAUUUCCUCAGGAGUGGUCCUUUUAGCUUAAAAUAUGACGUGUACAUUCUCCAAAUCUGCUAUGCAAUAUCUCUAUCCUCUUCAACAGUCAUGGAUUUAUAUCUGGGGCUGAAACAGAUAAAAUUAAUCAACAGUUUAUCUAUGUGUCCAAGGUGUAACUUAAAUGACUUACAUAUAGCGGCUACGGUGUUAGUGUAAUGUUAUGUGCACGGAUAUUUUAUAUUUUUGCUAUUCAUAUAUGAUGCUUAGUAUAAUAA
This is a messenger RNA of Haliotis rubra (blacklip abalone), 2800 nucleotides long. RefSeq names its product E3 ubiquitin-protein ligase TRIM33-like. Gene Ontology annotation, molecular function: ubiquitin-protein transferase activity; zinc ion binding. Lineage: Eukaryota; Metazoa; Mollusca; Gastropoda; Lepetellida; Haliotidae. Bases 281 to 2203 code for a protein of 640 amino acids. The transcript is spliced from 5 exons. The record is from RefSeq and is a predicted model, not a curated record. Gene Ontology annotation, cellular component: nucleoplasm; chromatin. Gene Ontology annotation, biological process: positive regulation of DNA-templated transcription.